AUGAACUUUCUUGAUAAAAACAAUCCCGCAUUUGCUGAAUUGUAUUCUGUACUGGAUAGUAAAAUGAAAAAUCUGCUAGAUCAAGGCCUUGGCACUGACACAAAACAAGCCGAUCCUAUUUCUGGUGAAGACGAAAACAAAUUAUGGGAGUCCGGUAUUUUUGGCAUGAAAGACUCUAAAACUUUGCAGCUGUCUGUGUUUUUUUAUGCAUGCAAGUUGUUUGGCUUAAGAGGUCGUGAUGAACACCGUGGUCUUCAAUGUGACCAGUUUGAAAUUGGUGAAGAUAGUGAAGGACGAUUCAUACGAUUCAUUGGCCGAGGAUCUAAAACCUACCAUGGUGGACUAGGCCAGAUGUCUAUAAAUAACAAAGAUAUAAAACACUACUGUACACCAGGUAACGACGGUGAUUUCUACAAGAGGCCUCUUCCUGCUAUGCCUGGAAACUCGAUCCGGUAUGGACAUCAGCCAGUCGGUGUGAACACUCUCACUAAAUUCAUGAAAGAAAUAAGUCAGAGGGGAUCUUUGAAAGGUGUAUAUUCCAAUCAUAGUGGGAAACGAACAUGUGCAACCAGCAUGUACGAAGAUGGUAUAGACGGGUAG
This is a messenger RNA of Mercenaria mercenaria, 600 nucleotides long. RefSeq lists its product as uncharacterized. The transcript is spliced from 2 exons. Bases 1 to 600 code for a protein of 199 amino acids. NCBI's taxonomy places the organism in Eukaryota, Metazoa, Mollusca, Bivalvia, Venerida, Veneridae. The record is from RefSeq and is a predicted model, not a curated record.